AUGAGGAGCGCUGGCCUUGUUGUGGCCUUCCUGGCCUUGGUGUUUCUUGUCAGCCUCUCCGCUGCCCGAGAGGACCCUGAUAUCUUACUGCCAAGCCAAGGAAUCGGAGAGGAAGUAGGGGGAGAGAAGCCAUGGGCGUGCUGCGACAGUUGCUUGUGCACGAAGUCGAUCCCGCCGCAGUGCCGGUGCACCGACCAGUUGAUCGGAGGUUGCGACCCCAACUGCAAGACCUGCAUCUGCACAAAGUCGUACCCGCCCAAAUGCCGCUGCUACGACAUCAUCAACGACUACUGCGGUGAGCGAUGCAACCCGGAGCAGUAG
Messenger RNA from Musa acuminata AAA Group (dessert banana), 321 nucleotides. RefSeq names its product Bowman-Birk type proteinase inhibitor-like. Lineage: Eukaryota; Viridiplantae; Streptophyta; Magnoliopsida; Zingiberales; Musaceae. The transcript is spliced from 2 exons. The record is from RefSeq and is a predicted model, not a curated record. Gene Ontology annotation, molecular function: serine-type endopeptidase inhibitor activity. The coding region runs from base 1 to 321 and encodes 106 amino acids. Gene Ontology annotation, cellular component: extracellular region.